CGGCUGGGCGCGUGCUGUGGGAUUGGGUGCAGCAGUCACGGGACCGCAUAGCGCCUGCCUGCUGUUGUUGGUGCAAUGGCAUCCUCCAUGUACCACCUGCCAUGGAUUAUAGACAACAAUGUGGCCAUCACCCUGCCAAGCUGCAUGUACCGGAUGACGCCGAUCAUUGCUGGUCUUCCAGAUAUCAACUGUGACCAGAAGGAUGCGGGCAAGCUAUCAGCAAGCACCGACACAGCUGCGUCAGAUUUGGCGCAGCUAGAGCGUCGCCAGGAUACGAUUCUGGCGCGGCUAGCCGCUCUCAAGGGUCAGGUUGAGACGGCGCGGCAACAGCUGGGUGCCAGCAGCAGUGUCGCCGCUACCAUGGCAACCCCGCCCAGCCAACUGCCGGCGCUGAGCGGUGACGUGGUGGUGGUGGCGUCGCCGUCGCGGCCGCCGCACUCGCUGCUGCUGCUGCGUCGUCUCGUGCCGGCCCUCUCGCUCACCAGCCACGUGCACUCGACGGCGCCGCCCGUGGCGGACGCGCUGGGUCGACUGUUCCGGUGGCGCGGGGCUGACGGCGGCCCCCACCUCAGGCUCAUCUGGAAACAGGUGUCGGGUGAGCCCCAGCUGCUCGUCUCGGCCGACCAGCCGUGCCCGCUGGUCGGCGAGGACCAGCUGUGCCGGUUCCUGGCGCGCUCGCUGCUGCCGGGCCAUUACGAGGCCGGCGGCGAGGCGCGAGCGGCGCGCGUCGACCAGCUGCUGGAGGAGGGCGGCCAGCUGCUGCACGGCGCGGGCAAACAGCGUCAGGCGGCGCUGCGGUCUCUGGACGCCGUGCUGGCACGCCAGCCGUACCUGCUCGGCUCGGAGCUGACGCUAGUGGACGCGGCAGUUUGGUCGGCCCUCCGCGCGGCUGCGCUGCAGUCGCCGCCCAGCGUCACGGCGUGGGGCGCGCGACUGGCGGUGGCGGCCGGGCUAGGUGUUGACACGGGUGCCGCGCGCGUCUCCGUCGCUCUCCCGAGCGAACCCCGCGCCGACGCCAGACCGGCCGCCCAGCGCGCGCCGGCUGCGACUGCCCCCGCAGCGCCCUCUGCCGCGCCGCCGCCGCCGCCUGCCGGCGGUCACAUGAACCAGCCGCAGCUGCUGGCGUUCCUGGAGCGGCUCGGGAUCGCGACCGAGACGAUCUCGCACCCAGCUGUCUUCACCGUGGAGGCGAUGAUGCCGCACCUGGCGCGCGUGAAGGGCGCGGUCACCAAGAACCUCUUCCUCCGCGACAAGAAGAAGCAGCUGUACCUGCUGUCGGCGCGGCACGACGUCGAAUUCCGGCUGACCGACCUCGCUCGCCGCGUGCCCGGCGCCAAGGAGUUCCGUUUUGGCGACGAGGAGGUGAUGCUGGCGCUGCUGGGCGUGCGCCAGGGCUGCGUCACCGCCCUCGCGCUCGCCAACGACGGGGGGAAGGCCGUCCGCUUCCUCGUGGACUCGAAGCUGAUGGACGGCACGUUUGAUAAGCUCUGGUUCCACCCGCUGAGCAACGAGGCCACCACGGGGCUGUCGGUGGGUGACUUCAAGAAGUUCCUUGCCGCCACGGAGCACGAGCCAGUCCUGGUGGAUCUGUAGCUUGGUUUUGGGGCGUUCGGUGCGAGCGGUGCUCACCUCUUCAGCCGGCAGAAACCCAUGUUUGAACUGCCUCUUGUUUUGGGACUCCAAUGACAUAAUAACAGGCUGUUACGAUG
This is a messenger RNA of Pollicipes pollicipes, 1709 nucleotides long. RefSeq names its product aaRS-interacting multifunctional protein 2 (gene AIMP2). Gene Ontology annotation, molecular function: aminoacyl-tRNA deacylase activity. The record is from RefSeq and is a predicted model, not a curated record. Lineage: Eukaryota; Metazoa; Arthropoda; Thecostraca; Pollicipedomorpha; Pollicipedidae. The transcript has 7 exons. The coding region runs from base 76 to 1593 and encodes 505 amino acids.